AUGCGGUCAAGGAAGUCAACGGCCAUGCUGUAUCCCACGUGGAGAAUGCCACCUCCCGCAAUGCGCUUCGUUGUCGGUGAACGCACCUCCAAUGGCACCGGGUGCCGUUACGUGCCAAGCGUCGCAGGUCCGGGAUCCGAUCGCGGAUCGCUGGGGUCGAAAUCCCAACCCGGUCUCCCGGCGCGCCCCCCGGCCCCAGUCGGGCGUCGUCCGCCUCAGACGUCAACUCGAGAGAAAGAGCGUGGAUGGGGCUAUCAGAUCGGCUGGCGCGGAUGCAAAAUCAAAUCCCCCCGGUUGGUAGUGAUCCUUGAUCGCGUUAUCACCUCCGCUUCCUCCAGAUCUCGAGAACCUUCAAUACCCAACACUUCAUCACUUGUAUCACGCACUUCGAUCACCGUCGCCAUGGACCAAGUCAAGCCCAAGCAGGCCCAGCCUCAGAAGCCAACCACCAAGCCGCUCAGCAUGGUCGAGACUUAUCAACGACAAUGGGACCAACUCAUGGAAGACACCAACAAGCAAAUCGACAAGAUCCGCCAGGAAGAGCAAGCCAGAAACUCUAAACAGUCCACUCGAUAA
This is a messenger RNA of Penicillium cinerascens, 576 nucleotides long. RefSeq lists its product as uncharacterized. NCBI's taxonomy places the organism in Eukaryota, Fungi, Ascomycota, Eurotiomycetes, Eurotiales, Aspergillaceae. The coding region runs from base 1 to 576 and encodes 191 amino acids. The transcript has 3 exons. The record is from RefSeq and is a predicted model, not a curated record.